Messenger RNA from Lucilia sericata (common green bottle fly), 2919 nucleotides. RefSeq names its product deoxynucleoside kinase. Gene Ontology annotation, cellular component: mitochondrion; cytoplasm. Gene Ontology annotation, biological process: nucleobase-containing compound metabolic process. The coding region runs from base 1368 to 2117 and encodes 249 amino acids. Gene Ontology annotation, molecular function: ATP binding; deoxynucleoside kinase activity. NCBI's taxonomy places the organism in Eukaryota, Metazoa, Arthropoda, Insecta, Diptera, Calliphoridae. The record is from RefSeq and is a predicted model, not a curated record. The transcript has 6 exons.
ACAAUGUUCUUUAUUUAAAUGUGAUCAUACUUGUGAAAUUCAUAUAAAUUUGUUAAAAGCUAACUUUUUAUUAAGAAAAAUAUGAGCUUUUUUAAACAGCACAUUUGAACUAAUAUUAUUUUAAAGUUUGCAACAGAACAAUAUUAAAUUUUUUAACAAAAUUUGAAUUCCAGAUAAUAUUAAAUUUUUAACAUAAAAUUGAAUCCGAUACAUUAUGCUAGUAAAUAUUAAAUGAAUUUAAAAGUUCAUAUCAAUUAAUUUAUUUUAAAAUUGAUUAAUAACUUAUAAAUAUGCAGUUAUGUGAUGAAAUUCCAUCCAUUUUAAAAAAGUUUAUAAUUAAAUUCAAUAAUUUUUUUAAUAAAAUAUUUGGUGUGUUGUGCGUUGUAUUUGGCAUGGAAAUAAUAACAUGCCUCAAAAAUAAAUAAAAAUCUUUCUGAUUAUUAUAGUCAUGAAAUUCGGUAACAAAAAAUCUAUGCAUUUCUCCAAAAUUUGGUUGCGGCUAUAAAGGGUUAAAGUCUUUCAAUUUUGAUCACAUAUAAUUCAACUUCUAAUUGCAAUAUUUUCUAAUUGUAUAUCUGAAUAAUUGAAUUUGUAAAUUAAAAGCAAAUUUCUUUAAUACAUUUCGAUAAUUUUUUUGAUUUAACUCAUUCUAUUUUGAAUAAAGUUCCCCUUAAAAUUAGUUAUAUGGCAACUUCUGUUUUCAUUCAUAAUGCUACCAUACCAAAGAAAAAUUUUGAAACCAACAUAAAUUUUAAAUGUAAACAAUAGAUGCAGAUGCAUGAAUAUUAUAAUUAUAAACAUAAUACAAUUUUUAAGGACCCUUUUCACAUAUAAAUACAUAGCUGUACCGUAACAUUUUUUUGAUUAUGCAGCAAUCAACCCUUUAGUACAGAGUGACAGCUUUUUAUUAAUUACAUUGCCAUCAUGAUCAAAUAUCUAUAAAGAUGCCAUACAUACUAAACAAGUUUUUCUUUUGAACGCAACAACAAUUCAAAUAAAAUCAUCAAACGUAAACAAACUAAUGACAAAAAAUUAGUUUUUUCGGCGCGUAUUUUUAUCACUUCCCGCUUUUUUUAUUCAGUACAAAUAUUAACCAAAUGUAGAUCACAUUAAACAGUCAUAAUUUUAGAAAGAAAUUUGUCAAAAUAUUUUAGUGUAGAGAAAUUAAUGUUGUGUAUCUGUCUUUUUUUUUAAAUUGCAAUUAAAUUCCAAAGCGUUCAUUUAUGUUAUAAUCAAACAAAACUAAAAUCUAGUGGCAAUAAGAAGAAAACAAUAUUGACACGCCUGAUUAGAAUUAAAAAAAAAAAAUCCUUGGUUUAAAUACUUAUUUUUAAUAUAAAGGACGCCUUAUUAAAGCAGCCGCCACCAUGUCUGCUAAUAAUACUGCUAGUGGAACAAAACCUUUACAAAAAUUUGCUGCCAAUUCACAGCCCUUUACUGUUUUGAUCGAGGGCAACAUUGGCAGCGGCAAGACCACGUUUCUUAAUCAUUUUGAACAAUUCCAAGAUAAGAUCUGUUUGAUCACAGAACCUGUCGAAAAAUGGCGUAAUGUUAGAGGUGUCAAUUUAUUGGAAUUGAUGUAUAAAGAACCAGAACGUUGGGCCAUGCCAUUCCAAUCAUAUGUUACAUUGACCAUGUUACAAAGUCACACAUUACAGACUGAAAAACCCGUAAAACUAAUGGAACGUUCAAUAUACAGUUCAAAGCACUGUUUUGUUGAGAACAUGUUUAGAAAUGAAAUAAUUGAUGCCGGAAUGUAUCAUGUAUUACAAGAGUGGUAUAGAUUCAUUGAAGAUUCCAUACACAUACGAGCCGAUUUAAUAGUUUAUCUACGUACCUCGCCUGAAGUGGUGUAUGAGCGUAUGCGUAAGCGUGCCCGUUCCGAGGAGAGUUGUGUGCCUUUGAAAUAUUUAGAAGAAUUGCAUAAAUUACACGAGGAAUGGUUAAUCAAAAAUCGUGGCUACAAUACAAAUGUUAUCGUUUUAAAUGCCGAUUUAGAUUUAGAACACAUUGGUUCUGAAUAUAAACGUUACGAAAAUCACAUAAUAAAUCCCAUGUUUACACAACAGCCUCAAGCAGUUUUAGUAUCGCCUAGUAAACGUCGACAUAUGGAAUAGUUUUUGGAUUGAUUCUAACUACUUUUAGAAAAUUUUAUUUAUACACCAGACCCUAUACAAAAGUUUAUGGACUGUGCGUUUGUCUGCUUAAUUUUGCUAUCAUUUCCAAUAUGUUGUUUUGUGUUUUUAAUUGAAAAUUUCCAAACUGGUGAACAAACGUGCAAGAAUAUCAAUUAGUUUCAUAGUUAAUUUAAGGAUGUUUGUUUGAUUUUGUGCAAUUUUUUUUAUAUGAUUCAUUUGCUAUAAGCGAUAAAGCUCAUGCAAUUAAUUUUAUUUUUUUACUAAAAUUGUUGUUAUUUCAGGUGAAGAUUUACUGUACAAACUUGAAUCAUAAUUAUAUAUAUAUAACAACUUUAUUAUAAAAAUUAUUUCACGGAGCGCUAUUUCUGACGUAUUAAAGAUCUUAUAGCAGAUGAAAAAUUUUAAACUUUAGAUAUGUUCUGUAUUUUUUAAUCAUUUGAAAACCAAAUUUAAAUGUAUUUUAGAUGGUGUAAAUGAUUGAUUUGAAAUAACUUGUAAAAUACAGAAUAUACCCAUAUAAUAUGCAUUUUAAAUUCUAAAUAUUGUCUGUAAUAACUUAAAAAUUGUAAUUAAUUUUAAGCUAGUUUUAUAAGAUUUAAAAUAAAUAAGCGUUCAUAAAUGCAUUAAUAUUGCAUCACUGCAGCAUAAUUUAAGUUCGAUAAUAAUAUUCCUGAUUUAUGAAAAAUAUUUUUUCUACAAUACUAUUUACUUGCACAUCACAGAACGCUGCAGUGAUGCACAAAUUUAUUGCAUUUACAAACGAAUACUGAAAUUAAAAUAA